AUGUCGUUAUUGCAGGAAAAUAGUUCCGAUGAUUUCGAAGAUGAUGAACAGUGUCAAGGUCUAAUCAUUCGUCGAACAAGAAGUUAUUCCACACGAACAGGUCAAUCGAAAUUAACACCACGUGAAACAUCGGAUGCAAAUGCAGUCGAUCAAGCGAUAGCAUGUGCAUUGAAAUCACGUAUAAAAGCUUUUCAUUAUACUCAAAAACAGUUACAAUUUCUUCCACCAUCGAUAAAACAUCUUUCCAAAUGGAAUACUUUACGUGAACUUGAUCUGCAUGGAAACCAAUUGAAAUCUCUACCCGAUGAAGUUGGACAUUUGAAAUUCAUAGAAGUUUGCAAUUUAAGUAACAAUCAUUUCGAAGACUUGCCAUUAAUUCUCGGUUCAUUACCACGUCUGACAAAACUACUCGCAUUCAACAAUCAUCUUGGCAAUCUUUCGUCUUCGUUAGUUUUUUCGAAAUUAUCCAAUUUACGUAUUUUGAAUUUGAAUAACAAUUCGAUUACACAAUUACCAGCAGAUAUUGGUUGUUUGAUUAAUCUCGAAAUCUUCACAAUCGAACACAAUCAAUUACUUGAACUUCCACGUGAAAUCGGUCUCUGUACACAUUUGGUUGAACUCCAUCUUGGAUUCAACUCAUUAACUCGACUUCCACUCGAAAUCGGCUAUUUGAUCAAUUUGCAAACAUUAAUCGUACAUCGUAAUGAUCUCCUGGAAAUACCGGAAAGUAUAACUAAUCUGAAAACAUCGUUGAAACAUUUGGAUAUCGCAUGUAACCGUCUUCGUAUCUUUCCGAGUAAAUUUUAUACGUUACAACUUCAUGAAUUUCACAGCGAACACAAUCCACUGUUAGAACGUGUGCCGAUUCAUUCGGUUCAAGAAAAUGAAAUUUUGACAUUGAAAGAAAUCUGUGCGCGUCGAGCAAUGGGAGAAUUAUGUAACACAAACGGUGGUUCUCAAGCCAUUCCUCGUGCGCACUUACAAAAGAAUUCUAAAGCAAAAGACAUUUUAGUACAAUGCACUGAAUGUCAAUUUUGUCAUAAUUAUUUUUUAAAUACUUGGUUAGAAUGUGUUGAGUUUAUCGAUGUCCAACAAACAUUCAAAGGUGCUCAUUCCCAACAAACGACAAUUGCAACUAUUCCACAACGGGUCCUCCUUUGUUCAUAUAAAUGUUUCAAUAAUCCUGACCAUAACUAUUAUGGUGUGGCAUUUGUUUGA
Adineta ricciae is the source of this 1218-nucleotide messenger RNA. The record is from the annotation of a GenBank genome assembly. NCBI's taxonomy places the organism in Eukaryota, Metazoa, Rotifera, Eurotatoria, Adinetida, Adinetidae.